Molecule: messenger RNA, 1383 nt
Organism: Neomonachus schauinslandi (Hawaiian monk seal)
Lineage: Eukaryota; Metazoa; Chordata; Mammalia; Carnivora; Phocidae
Gene: FOXF2
Product: forkhead box F2
Exons: 2
Coding region: 1-1347 (448 amino acids)
Biological process (GO): regulation of transcription by RNA polymerase II; animal organ morphogenesis
Cellular component (GO): nucleus
Molecular function (GO): DNA-binding transcription factor activity, RNA polymerase II-specific; RNA polymerase II cis-regulatory region sequence-specific DNA binding
Source: RefSeq, a predicted model, not a curated record
AUGACCACCGAGGGCGGGCCGCCGCCGCCCCCGCCGCGCCCGCCGCCAGCCCCGCUCCGCCGCGCGUGCAGCCCGGCCCCCGGCGCACUCCAGGCCGCCUUGAUGAGCCCGCCGCCCGCCGCCGCCGCCCUGGAGACCACCUCGUCGUCGUCGUCUUCCUCCGCCUCCUGUGCCUCCUCGUCCUCCUCCUCCUCCAACUCGGCCAGCGCCUCCUCGGCCGCCUGCAAGAGCGCGGGCGGCGGCGGCGGCGCGGGCGCCGGGAGCGGGGGCGCCAAGAAGGCGAGCUCGGGGCUGCGGCGGCCGGAGAAGCCACCCUACUCGUACAUUGCGCUCAUCGUCAUGGCCAUACAGAGCUCGCCCAGCAAGCGUCUGACGCUCAGCGAGAUCUACCAGUUCCUGCAGGCGCGCUUCCCCUUCUUCCGCGGCGCCUACCAGGGCUGGAAGAACUCCGUGCGCCACAACCUCUCGCUCAACGAGUGUUUCAUCAAGCUGCCCAAGGGCCUCGGGCGACCCGGCAAGGGUCACUACUGGACCAUCGACCCGGCCAGUGAGUUCAUGUUCGAGGAGGGCUCGUUCCGCCGCCGGCCGCGCGGCUUCAGGCGGAAAUGCCAGGCGCUCAAGCCCAUGUACCACCGCGUAGUGAGCGGCUUGGGCUUCGGCGCCUCGCUGCUGCCACAGGGCUUCGACUUCCAGCCGCCCCCAUCGGCGCCGCUCGGUUGCCACGGGCAGGGCGGCUACGGCGGCCUUGACAUGAUGCCCGCGGGCUACGACGCCAGCACCGGCGCCCCGGGCCACGCGCAUCCGCACCACCACCAUCACCACCACGUCCCGCAUAUGUCGCCCAACCCGGGCUCCACCUACAUGGCCAGUUGCCCCGUGCCCGCCGGGCCUGGGGGUGUCGGCGCGGCUGGGGGCGGCGGCGGAGGGGACUACGGCCCGGACAGCAGCAGCAGCCCAGUGCCCUCGUCCCCAGCCAUGGCGAGCGCCAUCGAGUGCCACUCUCCCUACACGAGCCCCGCGGCGCACUGGAGCUCGCCCGGCGCCUCGCCUUACCUCAAGCAGCCGCCCUCCCUGACGCCGAGCAGCAACCCCGCGGCCUCGGCAGGCCUGCAUUCGAGCAUGUCCUCCUACUCGCUGGAGCAGAGCUACCUGCACCAGAACGCCCGCGAGGACCUCUCAGUGGGACUGCCUCGAUACCAGCAUCACUCUACCCCGGUGUGUGACAGAAAAGAUUUUGUCCUCAACUUUAAUGGCAUUUCUUCUUUCCAUCCCUCUGCAAGCGGACCAUAUUAUCACCAUCACCACCACCAGAGUGUCUGCCAGGACAUUAAGCCCUGUGUCAUGUGAAUGGAGGGAGGGAGGCCAUGCCAAGGCCGCUCUCUG